AUGCACACCCCUGCGCAAGAGAGUAUCUAUCCAGAUCAAGAUUUUGGAUACUCAAACGGCCAUCCCGCGCUGCAUUCCAAAUGCACAAAGAGAACAGACUCGUGGUCUGUACCGGGGUCCGACGCCUCGAGCUUGCGUCAUAACGCCGCCUCGGCACCCGCGCCUUCGCCCCUUGUGAUUCCGCAGUACAUGGGCGCGCCACCUUUUUCCGCACGCGCGCCACCGAAGCGCACCAUGACCGACGAUGCACAGGACGCAUUUACGCGCCCCAUGAACGUAGAAUGGACCGAUGACAACAUGUUUGGCUGGCCUUCUGUGCCGCGCACGCAAGUUGCGCGUCCGAAUGUGCGGGGUGGCGAUCCAUUCCAUGCGCCGACACUUCCGACAAUGGGCUCUAUUCACCGCGCACAGACGAUAGACACGAUCGGGAUUGAUGCUCAGCUCCCGGGUGCAGGCACAUUUGCUUCCGGUGGUUUUGGCCUUCCGGGCGGCGCAUCUCCUCUGAACGAAGAAUGGUCACCCGGCCUGAUGAACAAGUCGUUCGAGUGGGGCCCACGCGGUCGCGAGGCAAAGCCACCGUGGCUUGCGCGCCGCGCUGCGACCGUGUCGCGCCCUGCGCGCAGCGAAUUCAGCAACAACAGUGGCGGCAUUCCAUUGUCCUCGUCGCCCGACGACGACGCCGCGCUUCUGCACCAGCAGCACAAUGCAGAGACUUCUGUUGCGAUUGCGCUUGGAGACGAUGAAAUUGGCGCAAAUAUACGCAAGCUCAGUCUCUCGCCACCCAGGCACGGCGCAGCACCGGUGGAGCAAUCGCUCACACACGAAAUGCGGUCCAUGACGCUUCCUACCGAGUCGGGCAUUCCAUCUGCUGAGCUCUCGAAUCUCUUCAUGCCAGGCGGCAGUGUCAUUGGCUCGCCCAAUGGUAUGCGUAGGAACCCAGGCCGACGGGACGCAUACAACUCGCGUAACAAGUCUGCGCACCCCAUCAGCAGAAAUGCAUUUUCCAGUCCAUUUAAUGCGCACUACGACCUCCGCUCCAGUACAGCCGCAUCGACACCAACAGAGCUCGGUGGCCCAUACUUCUCCCCGCCCUACUCGCCGGACCGCCACACCCUUGCACGCGACGAUGAGAUGCAUUUUGGCACAUUUGCGCAGAUGUCGAGCGGCCCCCUCGAUCAGCCCCAGUACAGGGCGCCUGCCACUGCGCCGCACUCCAGGAACAGUGCUAGCACCGAGUACGAGACACAGGCAUGGUUCGGCGCGCCCGGCACGCUGCGUUUGGGCGAUUUGAAACCCAGUGCGCCACCUUCCCAUGAAGACGAUGGCGAAGCAUGCGCUGCCGCUGAGCUUGCAUCCACGCACCACAGCGCGCCAAACUUUUCGCAAAAAAGCCGCCGCGACCGCUCGCGCGACGCACGGCAGUACAACGAUGCCAACGACGCCAACGCGCGCCGCCAUCCAUUGGGCCGCCGCAACGAGCACUGGCGAGGGCAGUCCAACCAUGACGGUGCCCCUGCUCGACACGCAAACACUCGCAUGGGCCGACACGCAAACACAGACGACACUGCCCACGAACUGCCGCAGCACUUUGCUCUCCAAGAUGUCGUCGGCCACAUGGUCGAGAUCAGCACCGACCAGCACGGCAGCAGGCUGAUCCAGGAGAAACUAGACCACUGCAGCAAAGCAGAGCGCGAUAUGGUGUUCAACGAGCUGUACCCUGAGUCGCGCCACCUCAUGACAGACGUCUUUGGCAACUAUGUAAUCCAGAAAUUGCUCGAGUACGGAAGCCCGAUGCAGGUGCAUGCGCUGGGCGAGAAGCUAAAGGGGUACGUAAUGCCGCUUUCGCUCGGCACCUACGGCUGUCGCGUCGUGCAAAAGGCGUUUGAGCAUGUAUGCAAAGAGCAGAAAAUCAGUCUCGGCCAGGAGCUGGAACCCUACGUGCUCGAUUGUGUGCGCGACCAAAACGCAAACCAUGUAAUCCAGAAAAUCUUGGAGCAGGUCCCGAGCGAGCAUCUCGACUUUAUCAGCACUGCCUUCCGCGGCCACGUUCCUGCGCUUGCAUCGCACUGCUACUCUUGCCGUGUGCUGCAGCGCAUCUUUGCCUACUGCAGCGAGGAACAGCGCAGGCCUUUGCUCGAUGAAAUGCACAAGGACACGCUGCGUCUGAUGCAAGACCAGUAUGGGAACUACGUGAUUCAGUGGGUUCUCCAGCGUGGCGAGAACCGCGAUCGGGCCGAGAUCGUGCAAUGGACAAAGCGCCACCUGCUCCAGCUUGCGCGGCACAAAUUUGCGUCGAACGUGGUCGAGCAUGUGAUCCAGGUCGCCAGUCCGCAGGAUCUGCAAGACUUGCAGGAUGAGCUGUUUGCACCGACCAACGCGGCCAGCUUGAACGGCGUUCUCCUUUUGCCGGAAGGCACGCGGCAUUGUGUAGCGACGGUGAUGAUGCAGGACCAGUAUGCCAACUAUGUCUUGCAGCGGUUCCUUCAGACUGUCCAGGGCGAGGGACGAAAGCGGCUGAUUGCGACCAUCAGCCCAGCACUGCAAGCGCUGCGCCAAAUGGCGGUCCCCGCUUCGGGGUCCGGUGGUAGUAUACCUCACGCUGGCUCAGUCCGUCUCCCUGGUGGAGGCCAUAUCGGCUCGAAACCACUGCUUACUAUUGAACGUUUGAUUGAGCAGGUCUCGACGAACCCGGAAUCAACACCUCACACGCAUCCUCGCUCCGCCAAUACCAGCAAUUAG
Malassezia vespertilionis is the source of this 2739-nucleotide messenger RNA. It is a transcript of the gene PUF3, whose product is annotated as mRNA binding protein puf3. Gene Ontology annotation, molecular function: mRNA 3'-UTR binding. The coding region runs from base 1 to 2739 and encodes 912 amino acids. Gene Ontology annotation, cellular component: cytoplasm. Gene Ontology annotation, biological process: nuclear-transcribed mRNA catabolic process, deadenylation-dependent decay. Lineage: Eukaryota; Fungi; Basidiomycota; Malasseziomycetes; Malasseziales; Malasseziaceae. The record is from RefSeq and is a predicted model, not a curated record. The transcript has 2 exons.